This is a messenger RNA of Anolis sagrei ordinatus, 2776 nucleotides long. It is a transcript of the gene LRRC10B, whose product is annotated as leucine rich repeat containing 10B. Gene Ontology annotation, molecular function: protein binding. The record is from RefSeq and is a predicted model, not a curated record. NCBI's taxonomy places the organism in Eukaryota, Metazoa, Chordata, Lepidosauria, Squamata, Anolidae.
CUAGGCGCCCGGCUCUUUCUCUCUCUCUCUUCGCUCUCUCUCUCUUUCUGUCGUGUGUGGGAGCCGAGUUCAGAGCUCGCAGGGGGGCCCGGAGCGAGAGGCGAGGGAGCCGGCGACAGGAGCAAGAGCAGGGUCCUCGCCCUCGAGGGUGAAGGGUGGGCUGGGAAGCAGAAAGGGCGCCGCUGUGGGCGUUGGGCCGGAGCUGCUGCCUGGCCUGGCCUGGCUUUGGCCUGCCCUCGAGGUCCAGGGGCCCGGGGGCGCCUCCAGGACCCUGCGAGCACCGCUGGUUUGAGGUCAAGGGCCAGGAGGAAGCAGCCCUGGCAGGCAGCGGGGCCAUCAGCGCCCUCCACCCCACGGCACGAGUCCUGCCCCCGCCAGGAGGCCAGCCCCGAGGGCACAAGGGGGGGCCAAUGCCAUGUCUCCUUGGAGCCCGCCCAUGGGCCGGGACUGUGGCCCUUGUCCUGCCAGUGGCCUCCCCGGGCUCUGAGGAUGGGCAGUGGGGGCUCCUCAGGCCGGGAGGAGCGGCUGCCUUCGUCGGCUGAGGAGCAGCUGAGCUGCGGGGACCAGAUGCUGGAGCUCUCCGGGCGCCACCUCAAGAGGGUGCCCAUCCCGGUGUGCUCCCUCAGCAACUUGCAGAAGCUGUACAUCAGUGGCACCGGCAUCACCGAGCUGCCCGAGGAAAUUGAGGGGCUGCAGGAGCUGCGCAUCCUGGCACUGGAUUUCAACAAGCUGGAGGAAGUGCCCGAAGCGCUGUGCCGCCUGCCCCACCUGACCCGCCUCUACCUGGGCAGCAAUCGCCUCUUUGGCCUGCCCGCAGAAUUCUACCAGCUCAAGACCCUCCGUUGUUUGUGGAUCGAGAGCAACUACCUGUACCGCUUCCCCCGGGCCUUGCUCCAGAUGCCCGGGCUACAGUCCCUGCAGAUGGGCGACAACCGACUCAAAACGCUUCCCAAUGGCCUACCACGCAUGAGAGGGCUUCGGGGACUCUGGCUAUAUGGGAACCGCUUUGAUGAAUUUCCACAGCCUUUGCUUUGCAUGACCCAGCUUCACAUCAUGGACCUUGACCGCAACAAGCUGACAGAGCUUCCCGACUUGAGCCACCUGCGGCGCCUUCGGCUCUUCUCCUAUGACCAUAACCCCGUGGAAGGCCCCCCAAAUGUGGCUGACAGUGUCGUGGUGGUGGGUGAGGGAGCCCAGGAGUUCAUGGAGGCCCGGGAGGAAAGACUACAGGCCCUUCGGGAGCAGGAAGAGGAAGAGCAGGAGGAGAUUGAGUCUGAAGUUCUGCAAACCAACCUGAAAAAUGACUCUUCCAUGUUGGAUGAUGGGGAGGGCAGCUUUUCGGCUCUGGAAUGCUCUCCAGAAGAGACAUGAAACAGGACAUAUUGCUAAAAAUAAACCGUGUGGAUAUUGAUAGGCUUUUGAAUGUACACAUACCUUUCAAAGAAUUGAGAGCUGGACACUGUCAGUGUACUCAGAAACUAUGGUUUUGGAGGUGGGAUCUCGAGCAAUUCUUGAAUAUGGCAGUUGCCAGCCCAUUGCAGAGAACAUAGAAUGGCAAAUCCCGGCUCAUGCCAUUGUACUGAAUUAUGGAUAACUUCAUUCCUUAUGAACAACCUUCCAAAUUCCAGGAUAUGAGGGACAGAGUGGGUGGCAUGGAUGAGAUGUUUGCGCAGUGGAUAAUUCCAUUGUGUGUUGUCUUUGAAACAGUUGUCCUCAACUGAAGACAUAGAUAACGGUCACGUUAUGGCAAAAGCAGAGUAUGAAAUAGAUAUUACUUUUGUGGCAAGCAGGUAAAAUCCUACUCUGGAGUAUUACAGUGAGUCUCAGCAACAAGACAGGAUAAAGCCAUCAUGUUUAUUUAUUUUCCCCUAUCCUCAGAUGUUGGCUGGGAAAGAGGGGAGCUGCUGAGAUGAUAGUGUGAAUGUAAAAUCUUCUUUCGUCCCAUGAAUUUUAACCUACUACUGGAAUGAGAUUUGGAGAAAAGCUCACCCUGACUGCUCCUUCCAGCUGUCAGGUUUGAACUCUUGUUUGUGCAGUGCUUUGCCUGCGCUCUUUGUAUGGUGGGAAAAGAGCUGUGCCUGCUGCUUCACUGCUUUCCUGGACUUUCAAUUCCCUUAAAAGGGCACAGAAUCAAAAGCGAUGUGACCUGGGCCAUUGCAGACUCGUGUGGAUCGUAGAUAGAAGAGUUGCAGCCGCUGGACUUUUCCCUGUUUUGCAGGGUGGCAGGUUCAUUCUGGUGUGGGACUCUCUGGCUAGAUUUAUAUUAAAUCUAAGCAAUAAAAGCACAGAAAGUGGAGCGAGAGGGCUGAAGUGGGCACAGCGUAGGGGGACACAAAUUCUCAGGGAGAUUGCUGGAGAAGCAGGAGACCAAAGCUGCUGGGUGGGCUGGGGCUAUUUUUAAAGAGUGUUGUAAGUGAAAUUAUAACACCUGGUGAAAGCAAACAAGUUUCUCUGGCAUUUGUGUUAUUUAUAAAAAUCCUCUUUUUCUGGUUUCUUAACAAAGACCCAUUUGUUUUUGCUGCUUUCUCUGUCUCUAUUUCUCUUUCCCCCUCAGCCUGCCUCCCUUCUUUUUCUCACGUUGUUCCCUCCUCUUGUCCUCUUUUCACUGCUAACCACCACUGUUUCCUUUCUCCUCUGCUCCAUAACACACCUCAGCUGUGUUUGAUCUCUCCUUGGACUGAUUUUGCUUCAUUUGGUCCCGUCGCUACAUUGGGAGGACAUGUUCCCUGAGCACUGCUAAAAUAAACAUCUUGGUGUUGGAUUUCUUUAAGUGAAA